Molecule: messenger RNA, 1854 nt
Organism: Penicillium alfredii
Lineage: Eukaryota; Fungi; Ascomycota; Eurotiomycetes; Eurotiales; Aspergillaceae
Product: carnitine O-acetyltransferase CAT2
Exons: 3
Coding region: 1-1854 (617 amino acids)
Biological process (GO): carnitine metabolic process
Cellular component (GO): peroxisome; mitochondrion
Molecular function (GO): carnitine O-acetyltransferase activity
Source: RefSeq, a predicted model, not a curated record
AUGGCCCCCAGUCGAAAAGCAUCUUCAGUCCCAGAGGUGCUGAUUCGCGUGACCCCAGGAUACAAGGAGGAUCUCUCCAAGGGGAAGAUGCUCCGGUUUGAAGACUCGCUGCCGCGCCUGCCGGUGCCGCCGCUCGAGGAGACCGGCCGCCGGUACUUGAAAUCCGUCCACCCGCUGGUCUCCGAGGCCGAGUACGAGCGCACCAAGAACGCCGUUGAGGCGUUCAUUCAGCCCGGCGGCCAAGGUGAGACGCUGCAGAAGCGACUGCAGGCGCGCGCCGCCGACCCUAAGAUCAAGAAUUGGCUGGCCGAGUGGUGGAACCAGGCCGCCUACCUAGGCUACCGCGACCCCGUCAUUCCCUACGUCUCGUACUUCUAUUCCUACCGCGACGAUCGCGAGCGUCGCAACCCGGCCAAGCGUGCUGCGGCGAUUACCUCAUCUGCGCUGGAGUUCAAGCGCCAGGUUGAUGACGGGUCACUGGAGCCGGAAUACAUGCGCGGCCAGCCCAUGGCCAUGAGCUCGUACGAGUACAUGUUCAACUGCUGUCGCAUUCCCUCCGACGGUGAGGACUUCCCGCGCAAGUUUGCCGCGCAGGAGAACCAGCACAUCAUUGCCGUGCGCAAGAACCAGUUCUUCAAGGUGCCACUCGUCGUGGACGGGCAACAGCUGAACGUGUCGGAGCUGGAGAAGCAGUACCAGCGCAUUUAUGAGAUCGCCCAGCCCUCGCCGCCGGUCGGCGUGUUGACCGUGGCGGACCGCGAUCACUGGACUGCCGCGCGCAAGAAGCUCGUGGCUGCCGACCCGGCCAACGAGCAAGCGCUGCGCGACAUCGAGUCGGCCGGGUUCCUGAUCUGUCUGGACGACGCCAAGCCCGUGACCCUGGAGGAGCGCGCGCACCAGUACUGGCACGGCGAUGGUAGCAACCGCUGGUUCGACAAGCCGCUGCAGUUCAUCGUCAAUGACAACGGCACAGCCGGGUUCAUGGGCGAGCACAGCAUGAUGGACGGCACGCCGACCCACCGGCUGAACGACUUCGUCAACGACCUGAUCUUCAACAAGCGCAUUGAUCUUUCGGAGAAGUCGGUGCGCUCACAGCUGCCCGACCCCAAGGCAGUGAACUUCCAUCUGAACGACGAGACCAACGAGGCCGUCGACGUUGCGGCCCAGUACCACCGCAAGCAGAUUGCCUCGCACGAGCUGGUCGUGCAGGCCUUCCAGGGCUACGGCAAGGGCCUGAUCAAGAAGUUCAAGUGCAGCCCUGACGCAUACGUGCAGAUGGUCAUCCAGCUGGCCUACUUCAAGAUGUACGGCCAGAACCGCCCGACGUACGAGUCGGCGUCGACACGCAAGUUCCAGGAGGGCCGCACCGAGACCACGCGCACCGUCUCCGACGAGAGCGUGGCCUUCUGCCGCGCGCAUCAUGACGCCGCCGUGUCCCGCGAGGAGGUCGUCAAGCUCUUCCGCGCCGCCCUCGCCCAGCACACCAAGUACACGCUCGAGGCCAGCGAUGCCCGCGGUGUUGACCGCCACCUAUUCGGUCUCAAGAAGCUGCUGCAACCCGGCGAGAAACUGCCCGCUCUGUACGAGGACCCUGCCUACGCCUACUCUGGCUCUUGGUAUCUUUCCACCUCCCAGCUCAGCUCUGAGUACUUCAAUGGCUAUGGCUGGAGCCAGGUUAUUGACGAUGGCUUCGGUAUUGCCUACAUGAUCAACGAGAACAGUCUCAACUUCAACAUCGUCUGCAAGCGCCUCGGCGCCCACCGCAUGAGCUACUUCCUGAACGAGGCCGCCACCGAACUGCGCGACCUCCUCAUGCCUGACCUGGCCGCCCAGGUCGAGAAGGCCAAGCUGUAG